This is a messenger RNA of Lampris incognitus (smalleye Pacific opah), 1277 nucleotides long. It is a transcript of the gene gtf2h3, whose product is annotated as general transcription factor IIH, polypeptide 3. Gene Ontology annotation, cellular component: transcription factor TFIIH holo complex; transcription factor TFIIH core complex. NCBI's taxonomy places the organism in Eukaryota, Metazoa, Chordata, Actinopteri, Lampriformes, Lampridae. The coding region runs from base 222 to 1148 and encodes 308 amino acids. The transcript has 13 exons. The record is from RefSeq and is a predicted model, not a curated record. Gene Ontology annotation, biological process: regulation of DNA-templated transcription; nucleotide-excision repair.
CUCUGAUGACGUAUCCAAGUCUUUGCUGCUGCUUCUCCGGCAUGACUUCACAAGUUUUGGUGAUCUCAUAGAUUUUAUUAACAAUUUAAUGUCUGUACUCUGUACACAUUCAGACUUUUAAGGCAUUAGCAUCCCAAAAAAUACUUUUGUGUAAAGUUUGAUUCCUUCAAAAAUGGAAUCCAACGGAUAGAAGUUUAAGAUCAUUGCUAACGUCCUCUUUUAUGCUAAUAGCAAAUCCAGUUGUCAUGGCAUCGGAGGACGAAUUCAAUCUGCUGGUCAUUGUUAUAGACGUAAAUCCCAUAUGGUGGGGGCAGCAAGCUCAACGUGAUCCAGAGUUUACUUUAUCAAAGUGUUUGGAUGCUAUUAUGGUGAUGGGGAACUCGCACAUGGCCAUGACUACGACAAACAAAUUGGCUAUCAUUGCCAGCCACUGUCAAGAGAGCCACUUUCUAUAUCCUUGCAAGAAUGGGAAAAUAGGAGAUGGUCUCGGAGAUGAUACAUGCUCUAGUGGAGAUGGAAAGUAUGAACUUCUGUCAGUUGCUAAUAACCAUAUUGCUGAAGAAAUAAAGAAUUUCAUGUCAAAAACUGAUGUGAAGGGACAUUCAACAGAUACUUUGCUGGCUGGUUCCCUUGCCAAAGGGCUAUGUUAUAUUCACAGAGUCAUAAAGGAGUUGGAAGCUGGACAAGAAAUCAAAUCAAGGAUAUUGGUGAUAAAAGCAGCGGAUGACUGUGCCCAUCAGUAUAUGAACUUCAUGAAUGUUAUUUUUGCUGCCCAAAAGCAGAAUAUCCUAGUAGAUGCUUGUGUGUUGGACACAGACUCAGGUCUACUUCAGCAGGCUUGUGACCUAACUGGAGGAUUGUACCUUAAGAUACCACACAAGGCUGCCCUGGCACAAUACCUUUUGUGGGUAUUCCUGCCUGAUUCCGAGCAGCGUGCGCAGCUGGUACUCCCACCACCCGUUCAUGUAGACUACAGAGCUGCGUGCUUUUGCCAUCGUAACCUUAUUGAAAUUGGUUAUGUCUGUUCUGUAUGUUUGUCAAUAUUCUGCAACUUCAGUCCCAUCUGCACAACUUGCGAGACUGCUUUCAAAAUCCAAUUACCACAGAUGGUUAAGCCCAAGAAGAAGAAAAUCAAGCCAUCCACGUGAUGUGUGUCAGAAGGAUACUGUGCACUUAAUAUGCCUAUUUUUGAUAUUACUGAAUAAACCACUACUGACUGGUGUAGUUGACAAUUUCAGUGAUGUAUGUUUGAAUCAAUGGACUGUAUUAAAAGUGAC